This is a messenger RNA of Anisakis simplex (herring worm), 1014 nucleotides long. Lineage: Eukaryota; Metazoa; Nematoda; Chromadorea; Rhabditida; Anisakidae. The record is from the annotation of a GenBank genome assembly.
AUGUUGAAAUUAAUACAAGUCGGUUUCACAUUAACCGAUAAAGAAGGGAAUUUGCCAAAGAGCGGUGAUGUGUGGCAGUUUAAUUUCCAAUUUUCACUUAACGAUGAUAUGUACUCGCAAGAAAGCGUUGAAUUACUUCGAUCGGCAGGCAUCGAUUUCAGUCGACAUUUGAUAGAAGGUAUUCGAAUGGCAGAUUUUGGCGAAUUAUUAACGACAUCAGGAUUGAUAGUGGAUGAGCAUAUAACAUGGUUAACAUUCCAUUCUGGUUAUGAUUUUGGUUAUUUGAUGCGUUCGAUAAUGUUGCAAGAGUUGCCGAAACAAGAAGUGCAGUUCUUUCAUUACCAUAAAACGCUAUUCCCGCGAUGUUAUGACAUCAAGAUGCUCAUGAAACAACCUGGUCCUGUUAACGCGAAACUUCGUGGUGGCUUGCAAGAGGCAUGCUGGGAAUUGUUUAUGGAAGCAAACGUGGGUGAUGCGGGUGGUCGUUAUUGUGCUGUGGCAGCAUACUGCCGUGAAGAAUUGGCAAGUAGCUUAUUAAUCACUUUAUUUUUAGUAUAUUUACGAUGUGUUGGUGGUGAAGUUGGUGCUACAUCAGCCUUAGCCCCUAAAGUCGGUCCACUCGGAUUGUCACCAAAAAAGAUCGGUGACGAUAUCGCAAAGGCAACCGCAGACUGGAAGGGACUUAAGGUGACGUGCAAAUUAACGAUUCAGAAUCGUGUUGCCAAGAUCGACGUUGUACCGUCAGCCGCAUCGUUGAUCAUAAAAGAACUGAAGGAGCCACCUCGUGAUCGCAAAAAAGUCAAGAAUGUGAAGCAUUCAGCUGAUUUAUCCAUCGAUCAGAUUAUUAAUAUCGCUAGGCAGAUGCGUCCACGUUCCAUGGCGAAGAAGCUCGAAGGCACCGUGAAGGAAAUACUCGGAACGGCUCAAUCAGUGGGCUGCACUGUGAACGGUCAGCACCCACACGAUGUGGUUGAUGCGAUAAGGAGUGGUGAGAUCGUGAUACCUGAAGAUUGA